AUGGGUCCUAAGGCCCUGCGCCGCUCUGGGCUCUGUUUCAGGGUUGAGUAUCGUGCUGCCCACCCAGUGCUAUUUCUAAUGCUCUUGGCUAAUGUGCUGGUGAUUUGGCCUGAGGCUGCUAAAGUCAGGGUGGGCUUCCAGGCCCCCUGGAACAUCUCUCAUCCACUCAGUGUGCAAAGACUCGGUGCGGGCCUUCAGCUUGCCAUCGAGCAGGUCAGCUUGGAGCUGGCUCCCCGGGGAAACUUCAGUUGGGAGUUUACUUACACCCGCACAAGCUGCAGUGCCAAGGAGGCCCUCGCUGUUUUCAUCAACCAGGUCCAGCGUGAACAGAUUGCCGCUCUGUUUGGACCAGCAUGCCCAGAAGCGGCUGAGGUUAUUGGUUUGCUGGCUUCUGAGUGGAAUAUCCCCAUGUUUGACUUUGUGGGACACACGGAGAAACUGGAGAGCCACUCCUUGUAUGACACCUGUGUGAAGCUCGUGCCCCCCAUGCAGGAGAUGGGUGAGGUGCUCCAGAAAACUCUCCAAUACUUGGGGUGGAAACACAUUGGGAUGUUUGGAGGCUACUCGGGAGCUACCUCCUGGGAUGGACUGGAUGAGUUGUGGAGGGUUGUAGAAAAGAAACUCAAAGCCCAGUUCACCCUCACCGCCCAUGUGACACACACCAACCAGGAUCCAGCCUCCCUUCAAGAGAAUCUUAGACGCAUGGCCGCAGUUGCCAGAGUGAUCAUCCUGAUCUGCAGCGCCCAGGAGGCGCACGCGAUCUUGCUGGCUGCCGAGAGCCUGGGACUGAACACAGGAGAAUUUGUCUUCAUCAUUUUGCAGCGAGUUGAGGACAGCUUUUGGAAGGAGGCACUGACAUAUCAGAAGGGCGCACGCUCCCCAAACAUCUAUGAGUCAGUACUUCUCCUCACCUUCAGCACCUCUGGAAAAGGGCCUGGAGAUGAAGGAUUCUGGAAACAAGUCUACCGAAGGCUGAGGAGCCCCCCCUUCAACAGCUCCAUCUCCUCGGAGGAGCAGGUGAGCCCUUACUCUGCCUACCUUCACGACGCGGCCCUGCUCUAUGCUCAGGCCGUGUGGGAAAUGAAAGAAGCCGGGAGAGAUUUCCGGGAUGGGCGCCAGCUGGUUCGCACUCUGCAGGGACCCAAUCGCACUGCGCUGCAGGGCAUUACUGGCCCCGUGACUGUGGGCUCCCGGGGAGAGAGGCGCAUGGACUAUCUGGUCAACAUCCUGCAGAAAUCCGGAAACGGGUCCGUCUGGCUCCCCUUUCUCCACUAUGACAGCGAUCAGAAAGUCAUCAGGCCCACAAGGAAUUUCUCCACAAUGACCUGGCCCCGUGGCUCCCUUCCUGAAGACCGACCUGGCUGUGGAUUUCACAAUGAGCUUUGUGACACAGAGCCUGCUUUUACAGAUGUGAGUGCUAUGAUUCUCAAGCUCACGGUCCUGACGGUUGUCUUGGGAGCUGCCGGCACAGGUCUGAUUUUAAGGCUGCGGAGGGGAAGAGGGCAGAGGCAGCAUGAAGACAUCUGGUGGCAGAUCAAUUACGAUGACAUCACCCUGCUGCCCCAGAACAAGUCAUCCCAGAGGGGCACACCCGUGUCACGAGGGAACCUCGGGAGCGCGUCAAGUGUGAUUUCUGGGGACCUCAGCUCCUUUGUCAAGAGCCAGCAAGGGGAAGAGCUCUUUUACGCACCCCUAGGACUUUAUCAGGGAAACCAUGUGGCCAUUCACUAUGUUGAUGAGCAAGCUGAAGCCUGGAUUAGGAAGUCAUCGGUCCGACAGGAAAUCCGGCUGAUGUGCAGAUUAAGGCACGACAACAUUGUUCCUCUCUUUGGCAUUUGCACGGAAGCACCCAACCUCUGCAUUGUCACCCAGUAUUGCAAAAAAGGAAGUCUGAAGGAAGUGUUGGGAAACUCAGAUAUUGAACUGGACUGGAUAUUCAAGCUCUCGUUUGCAUACGACAUAGCCAAUGGCCUGGCGUUUCUACACGGGAGCCCACUGAGGACUCACGGCAAUCUGAAGCCUUCCACCUGCCUGGUGGACGGGCGCCUGCAGGUGAAGCUCUCAGGAUUUGGGCUGUGGAUGCUUAAGUACGGGGCCACAGAGAGGACGUACAAUGAGAGGACCGACUACUCAGAGCUCUACUGGACGGCCCCGGAGCUGCUGCGGCUCCCCGAGGUACCCUGCGCAGGCACCCCAAAGGGGGACGUUUACAGCUUUGCAGUUCUACUGUGGCAGCUGCUCCACCACCCGGCUGGCGGGCCCUUCGAUGACCUCCACGCGGAGCCCACCGAAAUCAUCAACCGAAUCAGAAACCCCACAGCAGCCACCCCACUGAGGCCGUCCGUGUCCAAGGAGCGGGGCAGUGAAUCCGUCGUGGCCAUGAUGAGGGCCUGCUGGGACGAAUCUCCCGAGAAAAGGCCCACUUUCUCCUCCAUCAAGAAAGCUUUACGAGAAACCAGUCCCAAAGGGCACGUGAGCAUCCUCGACAGCAUGGUGAGCAAGCUGGAAGUGUAUGCCAAUCACCUGGAGGAGGUGGUGGAGGAGAGGACCCACCAGCUGAUGGCAGAGAAGAGGAAGGUGGAAAAACUUCUGGCCAGAAUGUUGCCCAGCUUCAUUGGAGAACAGCUCAUCGCUGGGAAGUCCGUGGAACCAGAACACUUCGACUCGGUGACCAUCUUCUUCUCCGACAUUGUUGGAUUCACCAAGCUGUGUUCUCGCAGCUCCCCUCUGCAAGUCGUGAAGCUCCUCAAUGACCUGUACAGCUUGUUCGAUAACAUCAUUAAAGUGUACGAUGUGUAUAAGGUUGAGACCAUUGGCGAUGCGUACAUGGUCGCUAGUGGACUUCCCAUCCGCAACGGGAUCCGGCAUGCGGAUGAGAUCGCCACAAUGUCCCUGCACUUCCUCAGUGCCACCGUCCACUUCCAGAUUGGGCACAUGCCCGAGGAGAAGCUCAAGGUUCGGAUUGGUCUCCACACAGGUCCCGUGGUGGCUGGCGUGGUGGGGAUCACCAUGCCCAGAUACUGUCUGUUUGGAGACACCGUGAACAUGGCCUCCAGAAUGGAAAGCGGCAGUUUGCCUCUCCGGAUUCAUGUCUCUCAGAGCACCGCCGGCGUCCUGCUGAAGUUGGGAGGGUAUGAUUUGCAAGAGAGAGGCACCAUUCAAGUCAAGGGGAAAGGAGCACAGACCACUUUCUGGUUGAAAGGCAAAGAAGGUCUCACUUUUCUGCUCCCUGAGUUCCCAGAGGAAGAAGCUACCAUCCCUGAGAUCUUAUGAGAUCCUCACGGCUUCUGUGCGGCUGCUCUGGAGUCGGGAAGAGCCCUUUUAAUGAUAGAUUGUGUUAGGAACCUUAG
Molecule: messenger RNA, 3350 nt
Organism: Echinops telfairi (small Madagascar hedgehog)
Lineage: Eukaryota; Metazoa; Chordata; Mammalia; Afrosoricida; Tenrecidae
Product: guanylate cyclase 2G-like
Exons: 23
Coding region: 1-3273 (1090 amino acids)
Biological process (GO): protein phosphorylation; receptor guanylyl cyclase signaling pathway; cGMP biosynthetic process
Cellular component (GO): membrane
Molecular function (GO): guanylate cyclase activity; peptide receptor activity; ATP binding
Source: RefSeq, a predicted model, not a curated record